AUGUUCGAAUCGAGAUCAACCCUUACUCUUACACCCGAAACUGUCACGGCGUCGUCACCCCAGACGACUGCUCCGCCCACACCCCAGUCUGACACUCUGUCGAUCAUAGAACGCCUAAGUCCCAAAGAUCAAGCACUUUUAGCGAACCCACCGUACCCUUUAACUCUAUGUCUCGAGGAGCUCGUAGCGCCGGGCACGAAACCACGUAAAUCCCGACGGAAAGACGAUAGUACGCCUCCCAGGCCUCAAAACGGCUUCAUUAUAUUCCGUAAGGACUGUGACGCAAAGUUACAAUUAAUUUACCCAGACGGGACGUUCAACAGUCAGAUAAUCUGCAAGAAAGUCGGAGAGGAAUGGCGUCGGCAACCACCAGUUGUGAAAAAAUUCUUCCAGAUACUUCAAAAAAUUGCUUUUGAAAAGCACAAGGAGCUAUAUCCCGAUUACAAGUAUACUCCCAAGAAAAGGAAGUCAUUCAAAUGCGAAAAGAAAUUUGAUGUAUACGGGGACUUGAAAGGAUAUAGAUCAAAAUACACACCAGUGUUUGCCGCGCCAUAUCGUUUAUUGAAUCUCCAACAAAUGACUGUAGAUCCGUCCAUAAUCACUGGAGUUCCUCCCGCGACGACUAAUGUCAUCCAGCACCCGAUCGUGACUAAUCAUCCCGUUCAAUACGAAAUGCCUUGUCUGGAUGAUUAUGAUUUUUCAAAGGAACGAGACGAACAUGAUGGUGGGUUCCUGCCUUUGACUGUAGGAGAAAUACCAGAAUACAGAAUGUGA
Messenger RNA from Paraglomus occultum, 774 nucleotides. The record is from the annotation of a GenBank genome assembly. Lineage: Eukaryota; Fungi; Glomeromycota; Glomeromycetes; Paraglomerales; Paraglomeraceae.